This is a messenger RNA of Solanum pennellii, 1696 nucleotides long. Its product is annotated as short-chain dehydrogenase/reductase family 42E member 1. Bases 130 to 1566 code for a protein of 478 amino acids. The transcript is spliced from 5 exons. The record is from RefSeq and is a predicted model, not a curated record. Gene Ontology annotation, molecular function: 3-beta-hydroxy-Delta5-steroid dehydrogenase (NAD+) activity. NCBI's taxonomy places the organism in Eukaryota, Viridiplantae, Streptophyta, Magnoliopsida, Solanales, Solanaceae. Gene Ontology annotation, biological process: steroid biosynthetic process.
UGAUUUUUAAUACUAAUAGAAUAGAGGAAAUCAAUGUAUGGGAGGGGCGGUGAACAGUGAACUGAUUACUAGUAAGAGUAUUGUGUUGUGUUUGCAAAACUAGGUUAAGUUGUGGGGAAGGAGAGAAAAAUGCAUCUGAGCGAAAACGAAGGGAUAGAGAAGAAGAGUUUCGUGGUUACCGGUGGACUUGGUUUUAUAGGCGCCGCACUUUGUGUUGAACUCGUCAGAAGGGGUGCUCGUCUUGUCAAAGCAUUUGAUCUUAGAACCCAUUCUCCUUGGUCAUCUCAACUCCGUCAGUAUGGGGUUCAAAUCAUUCAAGGGGAUAUAACAGACAAACAACAUGUCCAGAAAGCACUACAAGGGUCAGAUUGUGUUUUCCAUCUUGCUUCUUAUGGCAUGUCCGGGAAAGAAAUGCUUCAGUAUAGUCGUGUUGAUGAGGUUAAUAUUAAUGGAACCUGCCACAUUAUUGAUGCUUGCCUUCACCAUCACAUUAAGAGGCUUGUUUAUGUCAGCACACCUAAUGUUGUUUAUGGUGGUAAGGAAAUUCUUAAUGGCAAUGAGAACCUACCUUAUUUCCCAAUAGAUGACCAUGUUGAUCCAUAUGGACGAAGCAAAUCAAUUGCUGAACAAUUGGUCCUAAAGAGCAACCGUCGUCCCUUCACUAAGAAGAAUGGCGAAUGCCUUUACACCUGCGCAAUUCGUCCAGCUGCUAUAUAUGGUCCAGGUGAAGAAAGGCACCUGCCGAGGAUCAUAACUCUUACAAAGCUAGGUCUGUUUCCCUUUAAAAUCGGUUCACCAAAUGUAAAAUCAGAUUGGGUGUACGUCGACAAUCUUGUAUUGGCACUUUUAUUGGCUAGCAUGGGACUUUUGGAUGACAUCCCUGGCAGAGAAGGGCAUCCAAUUGCUGCUGGUCAACCUUAUUUUAUAUCAGAUGGUUCUCCUAUCAACAGUUUCGAGUUCCUUCGCCCUUUACUGGAAAGCCUGGAUUAUGAUCUACCAAAGACAUCACUAGCUGUCUCUCAUGCACUUCUUCUGGGAAGAAUUUUCUGGGCUUUCUACUCCUUGCUGUAUCCUUGGUUGAAUAGUAGGUGGCUUCCUCAACCUCUGAUCCUUCCUGCUGAAGUCUACAAGGUUGGUGUCACUCAUUACUUUUCUUUCCUAAAAGCAAAAGAGGAACUUGGUUACGUCCCAAUGGUAAGUUGUAAGGAGGGCAUGGCUGCAACUAUUGCAUAUUGGCAAGAAAGAAAACGGAGGAGUUUGGACGGACCUACAAUAUGGGCAUGGCUGUUUUGUGUGAUUGGAAUGUUGGGGUUGUUUGCUGCUGCAUAUCUGCCCGACUAUGGGCCCAUCCCCUUAAUUAGAGCAGUUCACCUCUUCUUCUUUCGCUCUAUAUUGGCAUUGAAAGUGAUAUUUGUUCUAGCAGCUGCUGCACAUGUAGGUGAAGCUAUAUAUGCAUGGAAUGUUGCAAAAACAAUAGAUCCUGCAAAUGCAAGAGGAUGGUUUUGGCAGACAUUUGCUUUGGGGAUAUUUUCCCUACGAUUACUUCUGAAGAGAGCUAAAAAGUAGGGAUUAGCGGCCAUAUUUCUCUUUAAAAAAAUAUGAAGCAUGUCACAUCAAACAAGUUUUUUUUUUAAAUUUUUUAUAAUAAACGAGUUUAAGUUGUCAUCCUAAUCUUGUACUGGUUCAUUCCUUUGCA